AAUUUGCGAGUAAGCUGAAAAAAAUUGUUUAUAAGCGAACGAACAAUUGUUUAAACGAUCAUUAAGUCAUCUAAACAGUUUCUAUUCAGUUAAAUCAACAAUCAACAAAUAAACCAACAAACGAAAAUGUCUAAGGCUAUUUUCUUAUCCGCUUCUCUCCUCGUCUUGGUUAUCGUCGCAAGUGCUUUUGAACAUGGACACGGAGGCCACAGUAACACUUACAGAAAACAAGAUGGAUCAGGUAACUACAAAUUCGGAUAUGAUAUUGUUGACCCAAAAGGAGCUAAGAACUCACGACAUGAACAAGGUGAUGCUUGGGGAAACAAACAUGGUGAAUACAGUUUGAAAGAUGUCGAUGGUCGAGAACGACAAGUCCAAUAUAUCGCUGACAAGGCUGGUUUCAGAGCUCAUCUUAAGACCAACGAACCAGGAACUGGUAAUAUCGAUUCUGCUGAUGCCAUUUACAAUGGUGCUGAUCCUCAUGGACACAGUAACACUCAUGUAACAUCAGGAUGGGAAAAUCAUCAUGGUGGUCAACAAGGAGGUCACCACAAUGGUAACCACCGAGGUCAACAUUAAGUUUAAAAUUACCAAUUUCUAAUGUCGUUGGCUCAUCAAAUCGUAAUUUAAAAUCUGUAAUCAUAAUAUUAAUAAUUACAAAUGUGAUAAUUUAUUUUCUAUCAUUUAUCGUAAUAAACACUAAUCGAACUUAAAAC
Messenger RNA from Panonychus citri (citrus red mite), 716 nucleotides. RefSeq names its product adult-specific rigid cuticular protein 15.7-like. Bases 127 to 579 code for a protein of 150 amino acids. NCBI's taxonomy places the organism in Eukaryota, Metazoa, Arthropoda, Arachnida, Trombidiformes, Tetranychidae. The transcript has 4 exons. Gene Ontology annotation, molecular function: structural constituent of chitin-based larval cuticle. Gene Ontology annotation, cellular component: chitin-based extracellular matrix. The record is from RefSeq and is a predicted model, not a curated record.